AUGGGUGACAUGUCCGAUGAGUAUGCUGGCCGUGCAAGAACUGGGAUACAUUUUUUACCGAAGAACUUUGUUGUGUUGUCUCAUGAUGUACUGGAGAAAGGGAAAGCACACACAGAAACACUGGAAAACUGUCACUAUCAAGGACAUGUGGAGGGUUAUGAAGACUCUCUCGUAGCUCUCAGCACCUGUGAAGGUCUCAGGGGGAUCAUUCUCAUUGAUAAUAAUAGCUAUGGGCUGGAACCCAUCUUGCACUCCAAAGCCAAUGAGCACCUCCUCUUCCUGUUGAAGGACAGUCAGACAGAGCCAUUUGUAUGUGGACUGGCCAAUGAAACGUCUUCCAGCGAGGACCACUCCCAUUCCGCUGACAUGUCCAUGUUUUUACGGAAAAAACGAAACUUGCCUCAGACCAAAUAUGUGGAGUUGGUGUUAGUAGUGGACAACCUAAGGUUCGUCUUGAAAAACCAUGAUUUAACUGCCGUGCGUAAUGAGAUGGUCCAGUUGGCUAACUUGCUGGAUACG
This is a messenger RNA of Sinocyclocheilus grahami, 519 nucleotides long. Its product is annotated as disintegrin and metalloproteinase domain-containing protein 9-like. The transcript is spliced from 6 exons. The record is from RefSeq and is a predicted model, not a curated record. Gene Ontology annotation, molecular function: metalloendopeptidase activity. Lineage: Eukaryota; Metazoa; Chordata; Actinopteri; Cypriniformes; Cyprinidae. Gene Ontology annotation, biological process: proteolysis. Gene Ontology annotation, cellular component: plasma membrane. The annotation marks the transcript as partial.